This is a messenger RNA of Rubroshorea leprosula, 1115 nucleotides long. Lineage: Eukaryota; Viridiplantae; Streptophyta; Magnoliopsida; Malvales; Dipterocarpaceae. The record is from the annotation of a GenBank genome assembly.
GCCCAAAUUCCGGUGCCGCAAUUCUUGCUACCAUGCCCUCCGCCAGCGGAGAUCGGACGGCCGAGUUCCUGUCACUGUCGCGGACACUUUUAAGGAUAGGAGGUAUAGGAGCUGUCAGUGACCAUGCUCAAAACGAUCACCUUUCAAAAGCUGCGCCAGGGGCAUUGACUGCUUUGAUAAGGAAUGAUGUUGUGGCACUAGACACGGCUCUGUUAGAUUUGAUAAACUUUCAAAGUAUGGAGAUUGCAGGUGGAAAUUAUUCUAAGGAUAGAGUAGCACAUUCAACAACUGUUUGUAAUGACUUAGAGAGCAAAUUCAUCGGAGCCACAAAGCAUCUUCAAGAUGUGGCUCAUGAAAACAGGAAACAUAUAUUUUCCAAGAAUGCGUCGAGAGAGAAUCUGUUUCAGUGUCAAAGAGGAAAUGUGACUGAGCUACCUCCUUGGUCAAAUUCCUGUAAUACAGCUGGCAGUUUGAAGCAAUCAAGACGAAGGCCAACUGCAGACAACACACCUUCCCAUUAUAUGGAAAUGUCUAUUUCGCAGCAGGUCAUUCCACGGCAAGAGAAUUAUACAGAGAGCAGGGCAGCUGCUCUUCACACUGUGGAAUCUACGAUUUCAGAACUAAGUGGGAUCUCUACACAGUUGGCUACUGUGGUUGCACAGCAAGGGAAACUAGUUAUCAGCAUUGACGAGAACAUGGAUGAAUCACUGGCUAAUGUUGAAGGUUCCAGCAAUGCUGUGUUGAGGCACCUUCACCAAACAUCAUCAACUAGAUGGCUUUUAAUCAAGAUAUUUGCUGUGAUAAUCUUAUUCCUGUUAGUCUUCAUCAUCUUCGUGGCUUGAACGCGAUUAAUAAGAUAAAAAACAUAUCUGGGGCUGAAGGGUCGCCAUCUCUGUAUAUGGCUUUAAGUCAUCAAGUGCUGUUUGUUUGCUGAUUAACUAAUAUUCAUUGUGUAUACCUUUAGAUACUUGAUGCUGCUAACUAUUAUCCGUGACAACUUGACAAAUCGAUACAGAUUACUGAGUCAUAUCUUGUUCAUUCGGAAUGAUAAUUUUUUUCUCUUGCCUUGAUAUCACGUUUGGUUAAAAUUCAAGAAAUAUAUGCGUUGUGACUAC